UGUGUCCUCCACGGAGCGCCGACAGCGCCGACUGUGAGGUUGAUUACAAGAAGUCCUGAAGAAAGCAGGUUAUGGAAAACGUAAUUUCAGUGACGGACAGAUUCGCUUAAAGACAAUAAACUGCAGACCCACUGAGUUCAUUGAAACGGGAUGGCAGCCCCUUCACCCCAUGACCGCAGCCGUAAAGACGACGAUGAGGACGACCCCGUUGAACAGAUGAUAUCCCGCACUGGCUGUGCUGAGCUGCACUAUGCUGUGCAGGAGUGCAUGGCUGAACACCAGGACUGGCGCACGUGCAAGAGCCAGGUCCAGACUUUCAAAGACUGCAUGAUGAACUUCCAAAUCGCACGGAAAGAACAGCUGAUGAAGCAGCGGCAGCAGCAGCUGACCUCCACCCAGUCCGCGCCCAGCUGAACUCACAACAAAGACUGUACAUCACUUAAUUAUUGUUCAGAAAAUAAAGUGUGAUCGGUGACAAAAGAAAUCCUGACUUGGACUUUUCAGUUUGUGUGUUUUGUGAAGAGACCAAAUGUGAUUUAUCAGCCAAUAGAAGCUUAACGCAGACAGUUUGUAUCGAUGUCUCUGUUUGCUGAUAAAGGAAAUGGAAGAACAGAAAUAACAAAGACAUGUUUGAGGUCAUUUAGAAAC
Molecule: messenger RNA, 648 nt
Organism: Anarrhichthys ocellatus (wolf-eel)
Lineage: Eukaryota; Metazoa; Chordata; Actinopteri; Perciformes; Anarhichadidae
Gene: coa4
Product: cytochrome c oxidase assembly factor 4 homolog
Exons: 2
Coding region: 151-414 (87 amino acids)
Biological process (GO): mitochondrial respiratory chain complex IV assembly
Cellular component (GO): mitochondrial intermembrane space
Source: RefSeq, a predicted model, not a curated record